Molecule: messenger RNA, 465 nt
Organism: Trichomonas vaginalis G3
Lineage: Eukaryota; Parabasalia; Trichomonadida; Trichomonadidae
Exons: 1
Coding region: 1-465 (154 amino acids)
Source: RefSeq, a predicted model, not a curated record
AUGAGCUUAUAUAGAUUCUCAGUUGCCAAUCAAAAAAAAGUAGAAGAAAAAAUUAAUCAAUUUAAAAACGACAAAGAUCUAUUAGCAUUAAGAUCCUUUAUAAAUGAAACAGUUGAGCAGGAAUUUAGCGAAAAAUCAGAACAAGAUCUCGUUUUAAAGACAUUUGAAAAAGUAUUGGGCAAAAUUGAAAUUCAAACCGAAAAUACUAGAGCAACAAACAAUACAGAAUAUAAGAUAGAAGUUCCUCCAAAGGAUUUGUAUUUCACAAAAAAGAAUCUAAUUCAAAAUUUGAAAGAAGAAACAUUGAAGGAAAGAAACGACAUUCUUAAUGAUUAUGCAAGAAAAUUACUCAAACGUGAAGAGAUUUCAGCAGAAAAAACCUACGUAAGACAAUUAAUGGAUUUGAUCUCUGUUAUAGAUUCGCAAAACUUUACAAUAACACAUGGAAACAGGCCACCAAGCUGA